Ambispora gerdemannii is the source of this 746-nucleotide messenger RNA. The record is from the annotation of a GenBank genome assembly. NCBI's taxonomy places the organism in Eukaryota, Fungi, Glomeromycota, Glomeromycetes, Archaeosporales, Ambisporaceae.
AUGCAUAUUAUAAUACAACGGCGAGCAUCGAUCAAGCUAAAGAAGCAAUGGCCAACAAAGCAUUAAUCAAGUGGAUUGUGAGUUUGGAUAUUCCCUUUUCAUCUGUUGAUUCUCCUUAUUUCGAAGAUUAUACCAAGUUAUUGAACUUUGAAUAUAAUUCACCCAAGCGCAGUGCAUUAACAACUUCAAUUUUGGAUACAGAAAUGGUGAACAUUAUACUAAAGAUGAAAAAAGAAUUAUCAAAGGCUAAAAAUUUUACGUUGUGUAUUGAUGGUUGGAGUAGUCCAUUGAAACAUAGCAUAUAUGCUUUCGUUAUAAUGACAAAUGAAAGGAAACAAUAUAUUUACUCUUUGCAAGAUUUUUCAAGAUUCUCACAUACAGCAAGCUUCAAUGCUGAAAAAAUAAUAGAAGUGUUGGAAAAAGUCAGACCUGAAAAAUUUAUAGCAGUGGUAUUGGAUGCAGAAUCUGCUAUAAUGAUAGCUAAACCUGGUGCUGCCCUCAGAGAUGAAAUUAUAUAUUCCUUUAUUGUUGAUGGGAAUUUAAAGUCAACAACCAAGACAUGGUGGUCAACAGCAUGGGACUCUUGUGAAUCCAUAUUGCGUAAUGAAGCAAACAUUAGAUUGGUAUUAGAACAAGAGCCUCAAGUUUUUAGUCAUGCUAAUGCUGUCAAGAACCUUAUUAAUAAUCAUCAAUUUUGGGUUGAUGUUGAACAAUUGCGAAAUAUUCUUGGUCCAGCAAAGCGAGCU